Messenger RNA from Myotis lucifugus (little brown bat), 1250 nucleotides. RefSeq names its product transient receptor potential cation channel subfamily V member 2-like. Gene Ontology annotation, cellular component: membrane. Gene Ontology annotation, molecular function: calcium channel activity. Gene Ontology annotation, biological process: calcium ion import across plasma membrane. Lineage: Eukaryota; Metazoa; Chordata; Mammalia; Chiroptera; Vespertilionidae. The record is from RefSeq and is a predicted model, not a curated record.
GUGAACUGCCCCUCUCGCUGGCGGCAUGCACCAAUCAGUGGGAUGUGGUGGCCUACCUCCUGGAGAACCAGCACCAGCCUGCCAGCCUGCAGGCUGCCGACUCGCUGGGCAACACGGUCCUGCACGCGCUGGUGAUAAUCGCAGACAACUCAGCUGAGAACAGCGCUCUGGUGACCCACAUGUACGACAGGCUCCUCCAGGCUGGGGCCAGCCUCUGCCCCUCGCUGCAGCUCGAGGACAUCCCCAACCUGCAGGGCCUUACACCCCUGAAGCUGGCUGCCCAGGAGGGCAAAAUGGAGAUUUUCAGACACAUCCUGCAGCGAGAGUUCUCGGGACCGUACCAGUGCCUCUCCCGGAAGUUCACUGAGUGGUGCUACGGGCCAGUCCGGGUGUCACUGUAUGACCUGGCCUCUGUGGACAGCUGUGAGGAGAACUCGGUGCUGGAGAUCAUCACCUUUCACUGCCGGAGCCCGCACCGACACCAAAUGGUGGUUUUGGAGCCGCUGAACAAACUGCUGCAGGCGAAAUGGGACCUGCUCAGGCCCAGGUUCUUCUUCAACUUCCUGUGUUUCUUGAUCUACAUGCUCAUCUUCACCGCUGUUGUCUACUGCGAGCCUGCCCUGGAAAAGGCCUUCCUCCCCAUGAAGGGGACAGUGAGAAACUCCCUGCAGCUACUGGGCCACAUCCUGAUCCUGCUUGGGGGCGGCUACCUCCUCCUGGGCCAGCUGUGGUACUUCUGGAGGCGCCGUCUGUUCAUCUGGAUCUCAUUCUUGGACAGCUACUUCGAACUGCUCUUCUUGGUCCAGGCCCUGCUCACGGUGCUGUCUCAGGUGCUGCAUUUCCUGGCUAUUGAGUGGUACCUGCCUCUGCUUGUGUCCUCGCUGGUGCUGGGCUGGCUGAACCUGCUUUACUAUACACGCGGCUUCCAGUACACAGGCAUCUACAGCGUCAUGAUCCAGAAGGUCAUUCUGCGGGACCUGCUCCGCUUCCUUCUGGUAUACUUAGUCUUCCUUUUCGGCUUCGCUGUAGCCUUGGUGAGCCUGAGCCAGGAGGUCCGGGACCCCAGGGUCCCCGCAAGUUCGAAUGCCACGGAGGCAGCGUUGUCUGGAGCAGGACAGGAGGACGAGGGCAGCGAGGUCCCAUACCGUGGCAUCAUGGACACCGCCUUGGAGCUCUUCAAGUUCACCAUCGGCAUGGGCGAGCUGGCCUUUCAAGAGCAGCUGCGCUUCCGCGGGGCUGUGCUGCUGCUG